AUAUAUAUAUAUAUAUAUAUAUAUACACACAAACACACACAUAUAUAUAUAUUCACUAUAUCGAUAAACAGUAGCACUAUUGAUAUCGAUAUCUUUACUACAAAAAGAAAUUAAUAUCAUAAAAAAUAGAUUUACGAUCUUUCGAGUUUUCAGAGAAGAUAAAAAUAAUUUAUUUGAUCAAAAGAAAAAAUGGGUCGUUCUUGUAGGGAAUUAUGGAAGGACUAUCACUUUGUUUUAAAAAUAGUUACUUUUAUUAUCCUAUUGGUCAUACAUUUCUUUCUUUCCGAUGUUUAUGCAGCAUGUUAUCAAUUUUAUGUAUUCGCAAUUGGUUAUUUCUAUACAGCAUUUAUAAAUAUGAUUAUAUUAUUAUAUGCUUACGUGUGGUUCACUAAUACCUUCAUUUGGGAAUGCUGUAUGAUUAUAGCCACGGCACUGAUGUUAUUGAUUAGCGCAUUUGUAUUGAUGUAUGAUUAUUACGAGGAUGAUGGAGUCAGUGAACUUGAUAGACGUACUCGGUCCGCAGCCAAAUCUUUUGCCAUAUGUGUUGGACUAACAAUUUUGGCUAUAGUGAUUCUCAUAAUCGAUGUAAUAUUAUUGAUAAUAAAAGGUGGUAAAGGAGGUCGUGGUGCAACGCGUGGCAGAGGUGAAACUACCGAAUAAAUAUAUUUUUUAUAUAACGAAUUUACACGAUUAUAAAAUAUAGAUGAAUGAUUAAUAAAAAUUUGGA
Molecule: messenger RNA, 727 nt
Organism: Vespula pensylvanica (western yellowjacket)
Lineage: Eukaryota; Metazoa; Arthropoda; Insecta; Hymenoptera; Vespidae
Exons: 5
Coding region: 190-660 (156 amino acids)
Source: RefSeq, a predicted model, not a curated record